Euleptes europaea (tarantolino) is the source of this 1215-nucleotide messenger RNA. Its product is annotated as zinc finger protein 501-like. Gene Ontology annotation, biological process: regulation of DNA-templated transcription. Lineage: Eukaryota; Metazoa; Chordata; Lepidosauria; Squamata; Sphaerodactylidae. The coding region runs from base 1 to 1215 and encodes 404 amino acids. The record is from RefSeq and is a predicted model, not a curated record. The transcript is spliced from 7 exons.
AUGGGGUUUGGCAAGCAUAAAGAGUGGUGGAGUCUAGUAAGGGGCGGGGGCUCCCCGGGAGGGCUGGUGGUGGAGAGUUUGGACGUUUUCGUGUGCCUGUUUUUGCUUGAAUGGCCGAAGGAGCUGCUGCAGCUGGAGCCCAGCCUGGUUUGGGGCCCCGUGUCCUUUGAGGAGGUGGCCGUGUAUUUCACGGAGAAGGAGUGGGCUCUGCUGGAUCCGGGCCAGAGAGCUCUUUACAGGGAAGUCAUGCUGCAGAAUUUUUGGAAUGUGGCCUCUCUAGAAAGCUCUUGGACCUCCAAACCUGACCUCAUCUCCUGGCUGGAGGAAGUGGAUGAGAUGUCUGUUAGGGAUUUCAAGGAAGCGAUGCGGUCAACAGAAGGAGACAAGGGGGAACAAAAUGAAGUGAAUGCUGGAGGAGAUGAGGAGAUGGAAGUGGAAGAAGAAACUGGAAAUCAAGAAUGUGGAAAGUGCUUCAGGCUGAGCCCAAGCCUUACUUCUCACCAAAGGAUUCACACAGGGGGAAAACCUUAUAGCUGCUUGGAGUGUGGGAAGAGCUUCACUUCCAGGACAGGCCUUACUUCUCACAAGAAGAUUCACACUGGGGAGAAGCCAUACAAAUGCUUGGACUGUGAAAAGAGCUUCAGUCGGAAGACAGACCUUACAUGUCACCAGAGGAUUCACAGUGGGGAGAAACCAUAUAAAUGCUUGGAGUGUGGAAAGUGCUUCAGUCAGAGCACAAGCCUUUCGGUACAUCACAGGAUUCACAUCAUGGAGAAGCCAUAUAAAUGCUUGGAGUGUGGAAAGAGCUUUAGGCAGAAAGCACACCUUGCUUUUCAUGAAAGGAUUCACACAGGGGAGAAGCCAUAUAAAUGCUUGGAGUGUGGAAAGUGCUUCAGUCAGAGCACAGGCCUUUCAAGCUUCAGGCGGAAAAUAUACCUUGCUUUUCAUCAAAGGAUUCACACAGGGGACAAACCAUAUAAAUGUCUGAAGUGUGGGAUGAGCUUCAGUAGGAAUCACAAUCUUACUUCCCACCAAAGAAUUCACACAGGUGAGAAACCAUAUAAAUGUAUGGAGUGUAAAAAGUGCUUCAGUAGGAGAGCACACCUUGUUUCUCACCAAAGGAUUCACACUGGGAAGAAACAUGUCAGUGAAGCCUCUCCCAGUCUCAGAGAGGACACAUCAGCCAUUCUCUCUGACAUUCCUACAUCUGAAUAG